Molecule: messenger RNA, 1855 nt
Organism: Erigeron canadensis
Lineage: Eukaryota; Viridiplantae; Streptophyta; Magnoliopsida; Asterales; Asteraceae
Product: protein root UVB sensitive 3
Exons: 14
Coding region: 136-1455 (439 amino acids)
Source: RefSeq, a predicted model, not a curated record
GAAAGGAAAAUAAACUAACCAAACACCCUCUAAACGGAAAGUCAAAUCUUUUUAUUUCAACCCAACCAUCCAUCCAUCAGAAGUGAAAAUAAAACCGGCCGAAGAAGACGGAUCGUUUCGGCGGCGGCGGCGGCAAUGGAAGCAGAAAAAUUGAAGUCUGAAACGAUGGUGAUUGAAGAAUGGAGCGGAACUUCUUCAAACAAACUUUCAUUAACCGCCGUUAUAUCUGUGUCAUCUUCUUUCUCUGUAAAAACUCACGGUAACCGAUUCAAUCUUUUCACCAGAAGAUUCCUAGAAGCUUUUGUUCCUGAGGGGUUUCCCAGCAGCGUGACCCCGGAUUACACCCCUUUCCAGACAUGGGAUUUGUUGCAGGGACUUUCAACCUACAUAAGGAUGAUGCUCUCAACACAAGCUCUUUUAAGUGCUAUAGGAGUUGGUGAAAAAUCAGCUACUGUAAUUGGCGCUACCUUCCAGUGGUUUUUGAGGGAUUUAACUGGAAUGCUUGGAGGCGUCAUGUUCACAUUCUAUCAGGGCUCAAACCUAGACAGCAAUGCAAAAAUGUGGCGUUUGGUUGCAGAUCUCAUGAAUGAUCUUGGGAUGCUGAUGGACCUUCUUUCUCCAUUGUUUCCUUCAGCCUUUGUAUUCAUUGUAUGCUUAGGGAGCUUGUCAAGAUCUUUCACUGGUGUUGCCAGUGGAGCAACUAGAGCUGCUUUGACCCAGCAUUUUGCACUUCAGAAUAACGCGGCAGAUAUAUCUGCAAAGGAAGGAAGCCAGGAGACGGUUGCGACAAUGAUUGGAAUGGCUUUAGGAAUGCUUCUUGCGCACGUUACAAUGGGACACUCAACAAUGAUAUGGUUAUGUUUUCUCUCCCUCACCAUGUUCCACAUGUAUGCUAAUUAUAAAGCUGUUAGAUGCCUUAAUUUAACUACAUUAAACUGUGAAAGAAGCUCAAUUCUUCUGCUACAUUUCAUGGAGACUAGCCAAGUUCUCUCCCCGAGAGAGGUCUCAAUUAUGGAGCAUGUCUUACCUUUAUGGAUCAGUUCUUGGAACUCAAAGAAUAUCAAGUCUUUGUAUACACGAGUACGCUUAGGUGUGAGGGUUUCCUCACUAAACAGCCUGGAAAUGAUGGAGUUAGUAAGUUCUGCCGGAUCUCUAUAUGAGAAAGCAAAAUACUUGUUACUUGAAAACAAGGGAAUGAUCGAUAUUGUUAUGCAUAAAGAUUCAACUACUAAAGAUGUCAUGCGGGGAUUUAUUCACGCCCUUGUCAUGGCAAAUCUUUUGGAUAAUAAGCUGUCAUCAUUACAUAUGGAUAGCCAAACAUGGAUGGACAAACACUAUGAAUCAUUUCUUUCGAAGCUACAAUCGUCUGGUUGGAAAAUAGAGCGCCUAUUGUCAUCAUCGAUCAUCUGGAGGGCAAACUGGAGCCGUGGAGAUUCAGAUAAAAAGAUGAUGUAGAUGGUUUCACUUAUACAAAGUUACCACCAUUAUGGCAUUAUCCACUAUGAGUAAUGGAAAUGGAUGAACAAUUGGUGAAUUCAGGCUUUGGAAGGAUUAUAUGACCACCAUAUUCUAGGAUAGUUAUAUGAAAGUUUGGGUGCAUCUACUGCGAUAUAAAAACACAUAUAUAGACCUACUGUACCAAUUAUUGUAAACGAUUAUUGCUAAUUAUAACAUAGCUCCAAAAAUUUUGCUUAUUUUGCAAGAUAGGUUAUCAUCCCAAUGGAUUGAUCCAGGAAACCUAAUAUGCUACACAAUUUGGUCAAAAAAUUGGAGUAUGAUAAUUUCAAUCUGUUACUUCGAUUUGAUCAAAUGCCAUUAAGUGUAUUUUAUUUGAAUAUAGUUAUUCUUCUUUAAA